GAAUGGAGUAGGCCAAGCAAUGAGCGUGUGUUGAUUGUGUUGAUUUUCUGUGCGUCGAUUUCGGUGUUUGUCACAAAAAUGUCGCGCAGGACCGGUGAAAUAUUCCUUCUAGUUUUUCUUCUAGGGGUGCAAGCUCAAGACGACUCUCUGGCCGGCAGCUUCCUCUCAGGGCUACUGGACACCAUAACUAGUACUGCUGAUUCAAAAGACUGUCCAGGCGUUUGUGUACACGCCUUAGCAACUAUAAUUUGCUACGGAGUUCUAGAAGAUGUAACCUGCCCAUCACCAUCAAUGAAAUGCUGUAUAGACUCCCCAGCUCAAAAUGCAACAACACUAAUAGAAACAACGACCAAGACGGAAACAACGACACCCCAAAUAACAACAAUUAGUACUAUAACAACAACGACUGUGCCGCCUAGUACAACUAUUUCUAAUUAUAUAGCUACUGAGAAACAACACAACGCUUCAGUGGCAACGAACGAUCAAGGAAAGUGCAACAGUACGGAGUACAAAGGAGUGUGUGUUGCCGAGAACAUAGCCAAUUAUUGCGAAGCCAUCCUUAACACGGACAAUCUGUGCGCACCUGGUUUAAGGUGUUGUGUCUCAAGUGUCACCUUCGGUGAUAAAGUACCUCUUAAUUUAAUUUACCCGAACAAAACCAAAAUGAACCACACUAAAAUCGAGACGAGGACAACCCCUAAACCCUUUAGUACGACACCGAGUACAGUUUGGAAAUCGACAACGUUGUCGACGUUUCAACCGACAGUUUUGAAAGAGUGUCGUGGAGAAUGCGUUAGUGGAUUGGUCGCUUUGUUCUGCGACGACAUCGAUUCUCAGGCCGAAUGCGCCAAUGGAGAUAGCUGUUGCAUUACUGAAUCAUCGUCAAACGAAGAACCGGAAAAAUCUGCGUCACCAAUACCAACAUCAACUAGACCGACUACAACCCCCAGGCCGGUGACGCGCGAUCCGGGACCGAUAUGUCCUGGAUUUUGCCUUCUCAAUAUAAUGGCUGCUUUCUGUGAAAGGCCUUCCGUUCUAAUACCUCAUACGUCGAAUUGUAAACGAGGAUCCGUUUGUUGUGAUAACACAAGAACAGUUACAUCGCAACCUAAACCAAAACCUAAACCGCAUUACCCGACUACUACGACCACAACCACCACAAUGGACUCCCGACCGGAGUGCCCUGGAUCCUGCAUAGUAUCUUACUUGAGCUUUACUUGUUUCAGAAAUGCUGAAAUGACAGAAAUAUUCAAAUGCAGAAAAUCAGGAACGAAAUGCUGCGCUCCCAAGUCUUUAAUAAAGGAAGCCUUAGGACAAAAAGACGAUUCACCUCCAAAAGAUAGCACUCAACAAUCAUUAAGUGUUCAAUAUACCACAACAUCACCAGUAACUUUAACUCAGACAUCAACGACUGAAACGUCAAGAGUAGUUCCAACGACAUCUCGUUCGCCAGUCUACAGUAAAUACGUUUGCGGUGUCAAAGGCACGUCCAGAGAAGGCCGAGUUGUUGGUGGUGAAGACGGGCAGCAAGGCGAAUGGUGUUGGCAAGUCGCACUGAUUAACUCCUUGAAUCAAUACCUCUGCGGAGCCGCUCUCAUUGGGACUCAGUGGGUUUUGACUGCAGCGCAUUGUGUCACAAAUAUUGUUCGCUCCGGUGAUGCCAUAUACGUAAGAGUAGGUGACCAUGAUUUGACCAGAAAAUACGGCAGUCCUGGAGCUCAAACUCUAAGAGUGGCAACGACUUACAUACACCACAAUCAUAACAGCCAAACAUUGGAUAAUGAUAUAGCUCUUUUGAAGCUUCACGGGCAAGCUGAAUUGAAAGAAGGCGUCUGCCUUGUGUGUCUACCAGCUAGAGGUGUGAGUCAUGCAGCAGGAAAACGUUGCACUGUAACUGGAUACGGUUACAUGGGAGAAGCUGGACCAAUUCCUCUAAGAGUUAGAGAAGCCGAAAUACCGAUCGUAAGCGACGCUGAAUGCAUAAGGAAAGUAAAUGCGGUGACUGAAAAAAUUUUCAUACUUCCUGCUAGCAGUUUUUGCGCUGGGGGUGAAGAAGGGAACGAUGCAUGCCAAGGUGACGGUGGGGGACCAUUAGUAUGCCAAGACGAUGGCUUUUACGAAUUGGCGGGACUUGUUUCUUGGGGUUUUGGCUGCGGGAGAUUAGAUGUACCAGGUGUUUACGUUAAAGUUUCUUCUUUCAUUGGUUGGAUUAAUCAAAUUAUAAGUGUUAAUAAUUUAUAAUUUUUAUUUAUAAAAACUGAACCAAAAAUAUCCGUCAAGUUAUAUUUAUUUGUUCCAGUAGUUUCACUCGGAGUUUUAAGUGCAAAAACGACUUGUAAUUUUCAGGAAUAGUUUAUUUCACCAUUAUUUAUGAUUUUUUUUGUGCCGAUGUUCGUUUCAUUAUUAUGAAAUCUCUAGGGCUGAUAUCUUUUAGGGAAACAAACUAAAAUUUCGAGUGAAAUAUUUUUGUAAAUAUAAAAAUCAAAAUCAACAAAAUUAUUUUUAAAAACUGUUACCAAAUAAGCGAAAUCUGUACUGUCUGUUGUAAUAAACUUUGUACUCAUUUUAUACCUAACUCAUUUCACAUGAACAAAUACUACCUUCUAAAAAAUACCACUUAAUAUUAGUGGCAAUUAAAUUUAUAAGAACUGAAGUUAAUUAAAAAAUGCCUGGGAUACUUAACUGAAACAUAACGAAGUAUUAAAAAUCGAAAUUGCUCAAAUGGAUAAUGCAAAAAAAUAAAAUUUAAUUAAUUUUUUUUAUUGUAAAAUAUUUUAAAAUUACAUCAAUAGUAAGGCACUUUACAGAUUAUUGUCAUUGAAUUUGGGAUCGAAUGUAAGUACCGACUUUUUUUGAAUUUCUUACUGGGAUAUAUGAACAAAUUAUAUAAGCGCUGUUUAAUUUAUAUUUACAUAAAAUCGACAAAACUGUCCUAUCUAAACUUAUACACGUAACAAUGGAAAUUAUAAUUAUGUCGUUAAUCAUACAAUAAAAUGGCUUGAAUAACUCUAAAUAUUGUUUAAAUCAAAACCAAUUCAAUAUAACGUAUUUUAUAAUCAAAAACCAAACAAAUAAUAAGCUAUGAGAAUUAUAAACAUUCAACGCAAACUACUAGUUAUAAAAAAUUAUACAUAAUUCAUUUCUCAGCGCUUAAAACAUAAUUUUUCUCUUCGUUUAAAAUAUUACGUAUUUUUAGUUAAUAAAUUAUCCUAAUAAAUGGAAUUAUUGAGCUGGAAUUGCUUUUAUCACAUUUCAUCUACAAUUAAUCGUCUUCGUUCGAAUUAUAACAGUUUUCGUUUUCUAAACCAGUAAUUAUAUUAAUUCAAUAAAAGUGCGCAGAACGACGCUUUUUGAAAUGACAACUGCAAUGCUGUGAAUAGGAAACGAGAAAACAUAAUUAUAAUUAUUAAAACAAAGACUAAUAAAAUUGUGCACUUGACUAAAAAUAGGAAUGUAUAAGAACAAAAAAACUUGUGUUCUAAUUAUAGAUAAUUAUAAUAAAUAGUUCAUUGAUUGGUAUGAACUUAUAGGUGUAAAAUAUUUUGUUAUAGAUGUAAAUAAUUUUAUAAGUUUAUCCAAUUUCCAAUGCAUAAAUGGCAACAAAGGACUAGCAUUCAUAAUUUCAAUGACAAAUACCUAAUGUAUUAAAUAAUUUGAAUAAAUUUGGUGCCAUUUUCGUCCCGUUGGUCAACCAUUACUACAAUCAAUAGUUAUCGGUAUAAAUAUUUGAUUUCAUGUCAUUUUCAAUUCCUCCAAUUUGAUGAGCAACAAUGUCACAGUUUACUUUCCUGUAAUCUGAUUUUUUAUUUUUAACGCAAAAACAAUAAAAAAUCACUGCUGUUGUCAGGCUGAGUAGUGCAAUGCACAGGAUAACGAAAAACCGGUAAUACCAUAUUUCCGUGUUUAUGUCAGGAAUCAAAUGAAUAGGAUAACAAUAGGACUCAUCGGAUAACUGUACCAAUUUAGCAUCGCCAAAACACCCCAAGCAAUCGGAAUCUAAAGACCCUUUACAAUUUUUGCAGGUGUAAUGACACGGUGAGCAUGUCUGAUUACCGGAAAGGCUCUCUACCGAUGCGUCACCUAAAUCCAAUAAAUUGUUGUAGAAUUUGUCUGGGCAUGAUGGUAUGCAAAUUCCUUUAUGUAACUGGUAGUUUGGUAA
Messenger RNA from Phyllotreta striolata, 4159 nucleotides. Lineage: Eukaryota; Metazoa; Arthropoda; Insecta; Coleoptera; Chrysomelidae. The record is from the annotation of a GenBank genome assembly.